CUCAAGCUAUUUAAUUACAUGUAAUCUGUCCAGAUUUAAUUCUAGCAGACGUGUUCACCCUCCACUUACUAACGUUUUUGAUAUUGCCAAUACGCUCCUCUCAAAAAUAUACCUAAACAAGGUUAUACGUUGCCUCACUUCCGCGCUUAACUCAGAAAUACUGCCUUACCGCAAGCUUCAUGAUGUCUUUUCCUGAUACCACUGUCAGAGCCAGAAUCAGCAAAGACUGGAUCCCAUUCGAAGAUCCGCAAACUAGGGGCAUCGAAGAUUAUCCCUGGGACAAGCUGGCGCAGGGCACUGACGGAAUCAUUCGGGAUCCUGCCGAAAAGAUAUACGACCGCUAUCUGUGGUUCGAGGUUUACGGCCGCGAGGACUUUGCCUGGGGUCUUCAUUGCAACCCCCAAAAGUUCAAGGAUCGUCUCAUCGUUCCCGAAAGGUACCUUGAGAUAGGCCCUCGCUUGGCGUCAUGUUCCUGCAAGGAACUUGAUAAGUCGGCCCCUGUUUUAAAUGCCGACAAAACCAUCGAGAAACCGUUUGAACGCCUUCUCGUCACGUUCUUCAAGUCGUGCGAAUCUCAGAACCAUGCGUUAGGUCUUGCCGGGGUUAGUCUUCGACAGCUUGACAUGUUGAAGAAACCGGGGGAAAUUGCGAGCAUUGCGAAGAAAAUGGUUCAAGGUUAGUGAACAAAGUCCUUUAUUACGAGAACAUGAAAUGUCGAGAGUAACCCUAGGCUUCGAGAAUAUGGGAACUCUUGAUUUGUUUCGCGACAGCAUGCCCAGCCUCAAGGACAUCAAAUCGAAGGUUACCGAGUACAAU
Colletotrichum godetiae is the source of this 816-nucleotide messenger RNA. RefSeq lists its product as uncharacterized. The record is from RefSeq and is a predicted model, not a curated record. The coding region runs from base 180 to 680 and encodes 166 amino acids. The transcript has a single exon. NCBI's taxonomy places the organism in Eukaryota, Fungi, Ascomycota, Sordariomycetes, Glomerellales, Glomerellaceae.